Lutzomyia longipalpis is the source of this 1418-nucleotide messenger RNA. It is a transcript of the gene Lnpk, whose product is annotated as endoplasmic reticulum junction formation protein lunapark-B. The record is from RefSeq and is a predicted model, not a curated record. Gene Ontology annotation, cellular component: endoplasmic reticulum tubular network. The transcript is spliced from 6 exons. Lineage: Eukaryota; Metazoa; Arthropoda; Insecta; Diptera; Psychodidae. Gene Ontology annotation, biological process: endoplasmic reticulum tubular network organization. Bases 172 to 1329 code for a protein of 385 amino acids.
UCAUGGAAAAAAAAUCUGCUGACAGCUUCGCGGUUCAAAAGUGCUAUCAAAAAUGUAAAAGUUUUUUUUUAUAAAGAUUACUGAAUUCAGGAAAAUAUAAAGUGUACACACUGAAUCAUCUUGCAUUUUUGAUUGUAUUCACUAAAUUGUAGAAGUAAUCUAAACAUAGCAAUGGGAAUUGUGAUAUCAAAAUUACGAAAAAAGGAAUCUUCCUACCAACAGCUAGAGAAGCUGGAAAAGAAAAUAUCUGAGAUUGAAAAUUAUUCGAUUGAAACGCAAAAACGACAAAAAAGAUUAGUGGGAAAUUUUAUUGUGGGUUCCUUUGGCAUUUUCAUAGUUUGUUUUGGUGUAUUUUACUUCUUUUUCUUCCCUGAAACAUGGACAGAGAGAAUUUUGUACAGUUGGCCUCUUCUCUGCUUUCCCAUUGUUAUCUUCACAGUACGGUGGAUGCUCAAUUGGUACUAUGACAGAAAGCUGAACAAAAAGUCCGAUGAACUCUAUUCAUUACGCGACAAGAAGAGACAAACACUCGAAAUGGUCAUGAAUAAUGAACCGUACAAAGCGGCUUUACAAAUUCUGGAUAGAUUCAGUGAAAAACACGCAACGCCUUCAUAUUCAAAGAGUCCCGUUUCUACACCUGUUGCAAUCCCCAAAACAGCAGAAAAACGCAUGGUUCUGCAAUCAGAAACCCCGCAUAUUCGCAAUGUAAACUACGUAAGUCCUUAUCGGCCACAAACAACGAUCCAGAACACGACUCCAACGCGAUCGUCUAAACUACCGGCUACUCCGGCAACUCCAGCGUUAACUCCAGCACCCGUGGCAAGAGCAACAACACCGCGUACGAGUACAUCAGGACGACCCUUGCCCUUUCCAUUAAUUGAUUGGCGGGAAAGGAAUAUGAUGGAGCGGAUGGUGGAUUAUCUCGUUGGCGAUGGUCCAUCUUCACGCUAUGCAAUGAUUUGCAAGAACUGCUUUAAACACAAUGGAAUGGCUCUGCAAGAAGAGUUUGAAUACUCAAAUUUUGUCUGUGCUUACUGCAAUCAGAUGAAUUCUGCACGAAAACUACGCCCAUCUUUAAGUAAUUUUGAAAGAAAUGGUGGCAGUCCAGGAGUUCGGGUUAAGAAGGAAACUGCUGAGAAGACAAGUGGAUCCAAAGAUUCACAAUCAGCUCCAUCAGAAUCUGAAUCUGAAGAUGAUCACCCAGCUGCGACAGAUGAAAGUGAUUUAGAAGGUGAAAGAAACAUUAAAAAAGAUGACAUAGACAAUGAAAGUGGACCAAACAACCAAGAUGAGCAUGAAAAUGAUUUUCAAACGAAGAAAAUGAACUGAAAGACAACACGAACGGAUAAUAUAUAUACAUUCAAGAUCAGUUACUUUAAAUUAUGCAAAAAUAAUAAAUUCUUUUUUGUGUUAACCCA